Molecule: messenger RNA, 726 nt
Organism: Antrostomus carolinensis (chuck-will's-widow)
Lineage: Eukaryota; Metazoa; Chordata; Aves; Caprimulgiformes; Caprimulgidae
Product: phospholipase A2 inhibitor subunit gamma B
Exons: 5
Coding region: 46-726 (226 amino acids)
Cellular component (GO): extracellular region
Molecular function (GO): phospholipase inhibitor activity
Source: RefSeq, a predicted model, not a curated record
UGUUCAACAGGACUUGGCAGCUCCCUGUGCUUACAUUCCAUCAGCAUGCAAGUGUCCCUUGGCCUCAGCUUCUUCCUGGCUUUCCUGGACCCAGGGACCUCCCUUCAGUGUGAGGUUUGUCACAGCAUAGGAAAAAGCUGCUCUGGCUCCAUGAAAACCUGUAGUGGUGGUGAAGAUACCUGCGGCAUCAUUCUGCAUGAGGUCGUGAUAGGGGGGAUGGCAAUCCCUUCGUCCAUCAAGUCCUGCUUGCCAUCCAACAUCUGCAAUCUUGGCCCUAUCACCAUGAACUAUGGGAAGGUAAAAGCAAGGAGCCACUUGGCUUGCUGCACGGGCCACAGCUGUCAAACAAUCUCUGUCUCGUUGCCACCAGAGGACAAUGUCCCCAAUGGAUACCAGUGUCCUGCCUGCUACAGCGUGGACUCCUUCCAGUGUGGUAAUGACAUUGUAAACUGCACUGGAUCUGAAACCCAGUGUGUUGACCUUGCUGGCUUAAUGAAUUCUGGUGGACUGUCUCUGAAAGCUGCCAUGAAGGGUUGCACCACCAUUUCUGAAUGCAAUAUGGUAGGAGAUGGAAAAAACAACCUGGGGAUGAUGGACAUAAAGUUAAGGCGGUUCCAAUGCAAACCAGCUUCUACUUUGGCCAGACUGAGUUCUGGGUUUGCCCCUCCAGACACCCUCUUCUUCCCUGUCCUGUCAGGAUUCAUCUUGGUGAAAGUAUUUUUCUGA